Molecule: messenger RNA, 1313 nt
Organism: Glycine soja
Lineage: Eukaryota; Viridiplantae; Streptophyta; Magnoliopsida; Fabales; Fabaceae
Product: zinc finger protein ZAT5-like
Exons: 1
Coding region: 194-1144 (316 amino acids)
Source: RefSeq, a predicted model, not a curated record
CUACCAAAUUACACAUAGACAUACACAUGUAUAUAUAUAUAUAUAUAUAUAUAUAUAUUUAACUACUUCAAUUCACUUCAUCAUAGUUACGUAUAUGAGCAUCUCUAUUUCUCUCAAUUACCUUAACUAGCAUUGUUUUAAUUCACAUAUAAAAUCGUUUCGUGCUCAACCUUUGUUUGUGUGAGAUAUAGAGAUGGAAGGGUUGGAUUCUAAUAAUUCUACCCACAACAGCAUAGCCAAGGGCAAACGCACUAAGAGGAUGAGGCUUUUGUCCCCUUGCGGUGUCAUCGUUGCUGCCAUCACCACCACCACCACCACCGUCACCUCGAGCACUUCGAGUGCUAAUUCGGGUGCCUCGUCCACCACAACCUACGAGAGCGAAGAGGAGGACAUGGCGAAUUGUUUGAUUCUCUUGGCCCAAGGAGGGGAAUCUCGUCAUCAUCCUCGUCACGACAAGCAACAAGUUGAAGAUCAUGGUCUUGAGAAUUGUGAUGAUGGUGCCAUCAAGACAGAAGAAAAGGGUAACAGCAGCAACGUUAACACUACCACCGCCGCAACAACAACUGCUGCUAAUAAUAAUACCAAAGUUGGUUUCUAUAUUUAUGAGUGCAAAACGUGUAACCGAACCUUCCCUUCGUUUCAAGCACUGGGUGGACAUAGGGCGAGUCACAAGAAGCCCAAACUCGCGGCUGAAGAGAAAAAACAACCACUGCCACCGUCACCGCUACCACCGCCAACACCGUCUCAAUUGCAACACAUGAUUGUUACCAAUUAUGAUCGGUUUGAGGAGGGUAGCGUUAAAAGUGGUCCUCCAAUUUCCCUUCAAUUGGGUAAUAAUGGAAACAACAACAAGGGUAAGAUUCACGAGUGUUCCAUUUGUGGCUCUGAAUUCACAUCAGGACAAGCAUUGGGUGGACACAUGAGGAGGCAUAGGGCAUCCACAAACGCCAACAAUGUUGUUGACACAACAAGAUGUAACACUGUCAUCACCACCACCAUUACCGCGGUUCCACCGAGGAAUAUUUUGCAAUUGGAUCUUAACCUCCCGGCACCGGAGGAUGAUCUCCGAGAGGCUAAAUUCCAAUUUACAGCAACAAGUCAGGUGCUGGUUGGUACUCCGGCUUUGGUGGAUUGUCAUUAUUAAGCCAGGGUGGGAAUUGGAAUUAAUUUCAAAGAAUUAUUAUUAUUAUUUUGAUAUCUCAUCAAUGUGAAUUAUUAGCGUUAUUUUUAAUUUACAAUUAUUCGUAAUUAUUGAUUCUUUGGAUUAUUGACUAUUCCUUCGGGUUAUUAAUAAUUGCCAUUUUGAUGAUAUA